AUGCCCUCCUCUCCAUUCUUCACCUUCCCCAUUGAUCCGCUUAAGCGCCUGAACCACUCCUUCUACCGGGUUUCCUCACCCAAGGUUGGCGAUGAUCGCCGAAAGUUCAAGAGGAAGCUCAAGUGGACCGUCGAGAACGACGAAGCCGUUGAAGAGGGGGAGGGCGUGCAUGAACUGCAGCUGACGCGUCGCUCAAGGUUCCUUAAGAUUAAAUGCGAUGGAGUCAAGCCAAUAUGUGGCCCGUGCCGCAGACACCCCAAGGACGACGAGUGCGAGUACUCUGACGGCCCUGGACGCUCUAGAACCAAAGUCUUGGAGGACACGGUGACGCGUCUUGAGGCGCGACUUCAAGAGCUCGAGAACCCAGAGGCCACCACGCCGUCUGUCACCCUUCACGACCCAUAUAACCACUUUCGAGACCCGCAACGACCUUCCAAGUCACCGCCCUUGUUUAUACCAGAAACUAUUCCAUUUGGUCCUCUAUCACCAUUUUCUCCGACGUCAACGUCGUCGAGUCUCCCUUCUGGUAGGCACUGGAACACAUUCUCAGCUCUCGAGGCGAUGACUGAAUCAACAGGGUCGAGCGGGUCAUCUACAUCACCGGCUCGACGUUUUGCCUCCUCUCCAUUCUUGGGUGCAGAAAACUUGCUCGACAAAUUUUUACCUCAUGCUGCUGAAUUUGGUUUCUUCCUUCACGUCCCAACAUUCCGUGCCUCCACUCUCCUUUCAUUUCCCUUUGGUCAUCCUUCUCGCCCUUCUCCUGCCCUCCUUAGUGUUGUCUAUCUCUGGGGCGUGCACUUCUCUCAGUCAGAGGCUCUUCUGUUGCAAGAACAUGCAUUUCUCAGCCGUGCUGUUGGCCACAUCGCGACAGACAUGCUUGGGACACACCCCAAGAGGGUUAUUCACACGUUACAGGCUGAAAUUCUUUUGGCCUACUACUUCUUCCGCACUGGCAGAUUCCUCGAGGCGAAAUGGCGCACAGGUGCUGCCGUUUCCCUCGCCCUAGGCUCAGGGCUUCAUAAAAUUCGUUCCUCAAACCUUUCGGCGCCCUCUACGAUAGGUCUCAUACAGGAGGCGGCUGUUUCUCUUCAUGAACCACAAGAUAAUUUGGAAGAAGGCGAAAGGAUAAAUGGCUUUUGGACCGUUUUCGUGCUCCACAAAGUAAUAACGGUCUCCUUGGAGCUUCCUUCAAACGUGUGUGGCGCACUUGAAGCACCCGGUAUGCAAAUUGAUACACCCUGGCCUCUGGAUGUUUCAAAUUACAGCGACGGUUUACUAAAUCCCGAGCUGCGCGGAAGUUCUACUAUUAGAAACUUUUUGGGUAACUUCCCCGUUGAUCCGCGCGCCGGAGACUCGACAACAGCUAUGGCAGUGAAAGCCUCAGUGCUAUUCCACAGAGCCGCCCACUUGACUGGCCAAUGGACGCCUAAUAUGCAACAGCGCGAGUUUCAAGCUUUUGCUGCCGCUUUCCAAUCCGUCAAUCGCCUCAUUGAGUCAUUUCGAAGCCUGUUGCCUCCCCUCUCGCACGUCGAGGUCACCGACCCUACUAUCCGCACCCUGCUGAUGACGCAUGCCCUUGCCAACGCGGCCACAAUAAAGCUACAUGGCAUAUUUUCAUACGCUGAUACAUCCUCCAAGCAAAAUUGCUUGAUGGCGGCACGAAAUAUGGUCAGCCUUGGUGGUGUCAAUCUUCAGGAAAUCGGACACAUGAACCCAAUCAUGGGGACUCUUUGGAUGAUUGCAUGUCAUGUGUUCAUCGACGAGAUCUCGCGCGUGCGGUUGAUCAACUCUUCAUGGCCCCCACCCCCGGGGUCUGAAACCAGCGAAGAGGAACUCAUGGAGAGUUUACGAAGUGGUCUGACGGCUCUGAGUCUAUAUUCCGAGGACAGCGCUUUGAUGCGAUAUCAACUUACCAAGGUUCAAGAAGCCUUUUCGGCCAUCUGAACUUUUUAAUCGAACUUCUCUUUCAUUCCUUUUUUUUUCUAAUUCUGGACCACGUUCUCAUGGAUGAACUCGACGACCUACAAUUCUCGCUCAUUUUUCUCUCAUACCAUACCCUGCACAGCACGAUAUACCUCCCACAACAUCUGUGACACCGUCAAAACUCCUUCACUGUACCACCCAUCCUACCGUCAUGUACCACGUCUCCUCCCGUCUUGUACCAACUCUCCAUCCCACAUUCGAUCUUCCCCGUAAUACCCUCUGUUGUAACCUGCUACUCAUUCAUUUUUCGACUUGUUUUCCCCGUAGCAUCAUAGACUCGCACCACACUCAAUUUCUGUAUUUAUAGUCAAGACACUUGACCGCGACGUGCUCAGCACUCGUGCGUUUGUAUUUAUAACCUUGUACGCGUACUCUCCCAUGUAUCGAUACCUCUGUUUC
Molecule: messenger RNA, 2382 nt
Organism: Laccaria bicolor S238N-H82
Lineage: Eukaryota; Fungi; Basidiomycota; Agaricomycetes; Agaricales; Hydnangiaceae
Exons: 9
Coding region: 1-1944 (647 amino acids)
Biological process (GO): regulation of DNA-templated transcription; DNA-templated transcription
Cellular component (GO): nucleus
Molecular function (GO): DNA binding; zinc ion binding; DNA-binding transcription factor activity, RNA polymerase II-specific
Source: RefSeq, a predicted model, not a curated record